AUGAGUGGGCAUGUAAAACCAAGAUCCAAAUCUAAACAAAGAAGAAAUGAUCAAAAGUGUUCCCAGGGAAUUGAAACUGUGGUUGCCCAGCAGCUCAGUGAUGAGCAACUGAAACAGAAGGAGGCACCACCUUCGAGUCAGGAUAUUAUACCUGAUCAAGGGAAGGAAGCUGAAGGAGGACCUGUGGCUCAAGAGCCUGAUGUGGAAGUUGAUCUCUGGGAGCUGGCUGAGCCAAAGACUUGGGAUGAAGGGCAAUCACAGGUUUAA
This is a messenger RNA of Enhydra lutris kenyoni (northern sea otter), 267 nucleotides long. RefSeq names its product putative G antigen family E member 3. The coding region runs from base 1 to 267 and encodes 88 amino acids. The record is from RefSeq and is a predicted model, not a curated record. Lineage: Eukaryota; Metazoa; Chordata; Mammalia; Carnivora; Mustelidae. The transcript is spliced from 4 exons.